UUAUUUGUCGGAUGAAGCGCGGUGUUAUAGAAUUACAUGUUGUUUACUUUAAGCAGCUUCGCCAUAAAGACACCGUGUUUGGCAUUUGCUCAACUACAUUUUUAGUCUGGAUUUUGCGUAUUAGUUUUUCCAAGUAGACACCCAAAGUAGGGUUGAAAAACGUCUGGUGUUUUAAAAUUAAUUUUAUUCCGCAGAAUUGCGGAGAAAUAUUCUUUCGGUAAGUAUUAGACGAUUUUUAACCUCCCUCUUUCGCCAACUGAAGGUUCCUCUAUUGUAUUGUGUUGCAUCGCCAUUUGAAAUGUUACUGAAUGUAAUUCUAAAUGAUUGACGUUUAGCUGCUACAAACCUCGCGUUUUGUCGUAUCACUUCGCGUUUUACGUCUCAUUCGAUGUGUUUAACCGCUUUGGUUGCUAAGGAAGGUUAAUAGAACGAGUAAAGACCGGAUCUGUGUAUUUUUGUAUGCGCUUGCUUACGUCACACGUCGUGAAGUAUUGCAGUUUAGGGGCGCUGCGCGAUUUAGCUACUAUCUAGACGCGUGCUUGUGUUUAUAUGUGAAUUGUAAGCAUGCAUUUAAAUUAACUUCUGUUUUCUUAAUCAAGAAAUGUAAAUCACAAUUUUUUCAAGUAAUAAUUUGCAAAAAUUGUUAUAAGUGGGCAUAUUACUUUAUCUACAUGUAAAUAACAAUUACGUGUUUAGGAUAAUGGCAGUUAAUUUGCGAACUAUAUCCUAAUAAGCACACAUACAUCAGCGAGACUUUUAAAGAGCGUAGCAUUAUUUUCUUUUAUUAUUUUUUUUGAUUUUCUCCCCAAUUUGGAAUGCCCAAUCCCCAAUGCGCUUUAAGUCCUCGUGGUGGCGUAAUGACUUGCCUCAAUCCGGGUGGCGAAGGAUGAAUCUCAGUUGCCUCCGUGUCUGAGACCGUCAACCCACGCAUCGUAUCACGUGGCUCGUUGAGCACCUUACUGCUGAGACGUAGCACGUGUGGAGGCUUCACACUAUUCUCCGCGGCAUCCACGCACAACUCGCCACGCGCCCCACCGAGAGCGAGAACCACAUUAUAGCGACUUCGAGGAGGUUACCCUAUGUGACUCUACCUUCCCUAGGGACCGGGCCAAUUUGGUUGCUUAGGAGACCUGGCUGGAGUCACUCAGCACACCCUGGAUUUGAACUCGUGACUCCAGGGGUGACAGUCAGUGUCUUUACUCGCUGAGCUACCCAGGUCCCACGUCAGCGAGACUUUUAAAAAGCGUAGCAUUAUUUUCUAAUAAUUGUGCAGAAAUAUCUGAUAAACAUAAAAAUUAUAAUAAUAUGUAUGUAGUAGAUUCUCAUACGUUUUAACUAGAGGUCGACCGAUAGUGGAUUUUGCCGGUACCGAUUUGGUGUGUAACGCAGAACUUUUAAGUAUAAACAAGCCCGAAACACACCGGGACUCUUAUUUUGAAAGUAAGAAAUUAUGAAAAAACUAUCAGCGUAGAUUUUUGCAGAUAACCAAUAGUUCUACAAAGCAACUAUUGGCACUGAUUAACUGAUAUAUCGGUCUACCUCUAGUUUUAACUGUGCAUUAAAGUCAUGCUGGUAUUGCUGUAAAUACGAUAUUAAGUACCGGCUUGUAAGAACCAUUCACGUCUUUGUUGAACUCGUAAUUACUAGUUAGACCUUCAUGAUGUAAUGUAAAAAGACUCAGCACACGUGCAUCUCGGUGAUGUCUGUUUAAGACCGUUUCAUCUGGAAAGCAUCACAUUUUAAUGAACAUCUGUUAAACAUCUUAAAAAGAUCAGAUUUACAAACAUUCUAAAUCAGAAAUGUCUGGAAGACAUCUGCUGAAUGUCUUAUUGACAUCAGGCAGGAAACAUCCUUUAUCAACAUAUUGCAGAUGAGCAAACAACUUAAAAAAUAUGUCUUCCAGAUGUAAACGCGCACAUCAGAUAAACGUCUGGGUGUUUGUGUGCUAUCAGGGAAAAUGGCAGCAGUCUUAACAGUUAAAGGUAGUAAGGUUCCUUUACACUUUUUUAAUUAAUAUGCCAUUUUGUUAUAGCCAGUGUUAAGGCCCGGCAUACUUAAUACGAUAUCGAAGAAUGAACGGGUGUGACACAAUUUGGAACAAAAUCUAGCCAGAACGAAUGUGUUUUUGAGUUUGUUGUGCAGAACGACUAAUUUCACUGACGUGUAAGCAAAAACGUUGAAGUCGACUAAUCUAAAAAGAAACCAACCUUCAGAAAACAGUAAAAAAAAAAAAAAAAAGUGUUUAUGCGACCCAUUUAAAAUAACGUGCAAGCACGCACAGAUGUAAAGAAGACUCAAAUGUGAAAACAUCCAUAGGGACUUCCGAACGUUUGGAAAUCCGAUUCCCGCACCACCACCGAAGUGAUUUCAUAACUACUUUAAGUUUGAUUGUCUAGCGAGAGGACAUUUUCCUGUGCGCACCGCGAGUGAGAGAGGGAAGAAGCAUGCACAGCCUGAGGUGAAAUGAAACUUUGUAUCUGCUCCAGAUAUCCUCUUUUUUAAAAUAAUAUUUGUAUUAUUCUGUUUAAAAUGUGUAACAUUGAUAUGACAGUAAUUUAAGCACAGCCUCAGUAAAAAUAUAAAGCCAGAUGUAAACGUGUAAAAACGUUGAUCAGUUUAAUGGGGGGGAAUAUUAACCGACUAGUAAUUCUAGCGUCGACUACAUCAGAACCGUUUAGUCGACUAGUCUCGCACAUCCCUACUAAAAACCUUCUAAAGACCUAGGUAUACUUACAUUUUGACGUGAACACUCAGCGACUACGUGCAGUCGAACGCGAGCCAGUCAAAGUAUACUCCAUAUAACUGUAAGCACAUUCACAGGCAGUUGGCGCAUACACGCUACGACUGCUAUGAGACACCGGACAUUCUCUUCAGGAGUUUAGACCCUUAAAGAUGUCUUUAUAUUCCUUCAGACUCGAGUUAUACAAAUGCAGACACCUGAGGUCCUUAUGCAUAUCAGCUGUGAAGGUGCACCAUGAAUUGUGAAGAUCAGGGCAUGGUAAGGGUAGUUCACUCCUGGGCCAGAUUUGCCCCAGCGGGACAUGCUGCCCUUGAAGAAGCCUUGAGGGUCUUUAACCCCGUGUCCAAGGAUUUAACGGACACUGAGAGACAAAUGGUGUCCUUUCUUCAAGAGCUAAGAAAAGAAGGAGCCAAGCCUGUGAUAUUAAGGAGUAAAGAUGUGUAUGGAUAUACGUCUUGCACAACAGAGCCCCUUACAUCCAAGAUAUGCAGCAAGGUUCCUCGAGUGCAGAAACCCUGCAAGAAGCGAGGACGAAAAGGGUUGACCAAGGGUAGGGAUGUGAAUUACUCCGUCCUCAGUAGAGUGGCCAAAGACAUUCUCCAAAAUCAACCCAAGAUCCUCCUUACUAACCUCUCUGUGGACACUCUUAAGAGCACUGCAUCAGCAAUGGUAGAUAAACAUUCUAAUCAAAAGCAGCAGUGCCUCAAGCUGACAAACAUAAAGGGAUUGACCGGGGGCCACACUGCAAGGCUGCAGAUUCACUUUGGAGGAGAUUCCCGAAGCACAACAAGUCUUGCUUUGAGGCGACCACCAGACCUCUCUGGAAUUCCCCACUCUCCCACACAAAAUGGCAGUCCGAUAUCAAACGUAGUUUCCUUGGGCAACAAACGUCUUUUGUCUUGUCCAAUCAAAGUAGACGGUGCCCUCAUUGGAGACUCUGCCCCGGUUGUCUGUCAAAAUGGGUACAGUCUUAAAGAUGGUAGCAUUUAUAAAAAGAUUGAAACCGUAUCGGGCAAACCUGAUGUGAUGACCAGGGGUCUAGACAAUGGGCCAGUGAGGAGACUCCAUUUCCAAAGCUUCAACUGGUCCCAUUCAACACUCACCAAUGGCCAAGAUGUUUCUAGACUGAACGGAAAUGGUCUUGAGUGGAAGGUUAUAAAAGUAGACGAUUCGGUCACAGACGAGGAAGUGAGGAGGAAGGCACAGAAAAUCUUGCAAGUUAAUUUGUCACCUGUGAUACAGAUCCAUCCCCUUAUUGACUCUGUAUAGACCCUUGCUGAGGAUUUUUUGUUUUGUUUCCUCCUCUUUUGUUAAAUUUUCUUGUUUUGCAGUGUUGCGCUUUUGGCAAUGAACCGUAGUUUGAACUCUGGAUUGGAGCAUUACAGUGACCUCCACAUUUUCCAUUAUCGUCAAGUAGUGCUGACAUCAGAAUCCAAAGAUGGGAUGGGUUUUUUUUUUUUUCAGCUCUCACAGUAUUUUAUUUCCCCGACACAUCCCGACACCCACCCUUUGGUUCUAAUUUGAUCUAUUUUUAGAUCUUAUGAAGGAUUGGACUUAUGAACAAACACUUAUU
Molecule: messenger RNA, 4313 nt
Organism: Myxocyprinus asiaticus (Chinese sucker)
Lineage: Eukaryota; Metazoa; Chordata; Actinopteri; Cypriniformes; Catostomidae
Gene: ccdc71
Product: coiled-coil domain containing 71
Exons: 2
Coding region: 2975-4009 (344 amino acids)
Source: RefSeq, a predicted model, not a curated record